AUGCUUAUCCAAACCGUUGCCCUCUACCUCGCGCGCUUCAUAGCCUCCUUGGCCGUGAUAACCGGUCCAUUCUGGUUCGUCAACCAUAAUUUGGCCUUCCAGAUUUUCGGCCUCCCAAAAACCAUCGCCAGUCAGCAGAUGGCAGCAUUCGGUCCCGCCAUCGGCGGCCGCAACAUGUCCCUUGGCACCCUGAUAAUCCUCGCGAGCUACUACCUGACAUACCAGCAGACCGGCCUAGCGCUGGCACUUAUCGCCACCGGAUCCGGCUGGUCGGAUUCGGAGGGCCGGCAAAAAGUGGAAGGAGGAAAAAGGGGAGCGGAAAGGAUUUUACUUCUACAAAAACCCAGCCUAGAGUCUGGGUACCUGGCCGGAUGGCAGAAUAUACUUAACAAUUGCCACAGCAAGGGCCAAACACCCCUUGCUUGCACUGCAGGUGCCCGUGUCCAACCACUACGCCACGGUUUGAUACCGGCCCGCAUGAUGCAGACCAAGGGCAGUAGAGAUACUAGCUGUGGGUGCUUGGGGAGAGUCCGCGCAAGCGAGCGAAUCAUGGGGUUCUCGCUGUGGUAUCCUCAUCUGGAUCCUGGACUUAACAGCAGCUGGAGAGUGGCAACCUGA
Messenger RNA from Aspergillus nidulans FGSC A4, 618 nucleotides. Its product is annotated as DUF4267 domain-containing protein. Bases 1 to 618 code for a protein of 205 amino acids. NCBI's taxonomy places the organism in Eukaryota, Fungi, Ascomycota, Eurotiomycetes, Eurotiales, Aspergillaceae. The transcript has 4 exons. The record is from RefSeq and is a predicted model, not a curated record.